Messenger RNA from Rangifer tarandus platyrhynchus (Svalbard reindeer), 1725 nucleotides. The record is from the annotation of a GenBank genome assembly. NCBI's taxonomy places the organism in Eukaryota, Metazoa, Chordata, Mammalia, Artiodactyla, Cervidae.
AUGGAGCUGCCCCAGCCGGAGCCCGUGGCCGGCUCGGCUCUCAGUCCGGCCGGCAUGCGCGGUGGCGCCCAGCGUCCUGGCCACCUCCCGGGCCUCCGGCUGGGGGCUCAUGGCCUCCUGGGGUCUCCGGAGCGCGCGGCCACUUCCUCGCCGGUCACCACCCUCACACAGACUAUGCACCACCUCGCUGGGCUCGGCAGCGAGACCCCAAAGAGUCAGGUAGGCAGCCUGCUCACAUGCCUAUCCCUGUCCCGUCGGGCGUCUGAAUCCUCCCUGUCGUCUGAGUCCUCUGAAUCUUCUGAUGCAGGUCUGUGCAUGGACUCUCCCAGCCCUAUGGACCCCAACAUGGCAGAGCAGACGUUUGAACAGGCCAUCCAGGCAGCCAGCCGAGUUAUUCGAAAUGAGCAGUUUGCCAUCCGACGUUUCCAGUCCUUGCCGGGGAAGCUUCUGGGCCACAGUCCUGUGCUACGGAACAUCACCAACUCCCAAGCGUCUGGCACCUGGAGGAAGAGUGAGGCGUGUGACCAAGCUGCCCACGGCUCUGGGGAGGACAAAGAGAAUGAUGGAUUUGUCUUCAAGAUGCCGGGGAAACCCACACAUCCCAGCCACUCCCGUGCUCUUGGGGAGUGGGCCAGCCGCAGAGAAGCCUUUGCCCAGAGGCCAAGCUCGGCUCCCGACCUGAUGUGUCUCACCCCUGAGCGGAAGAUGGAAGUAGAGGAGCUGAUCCCCCUGGCCCGAUGCCACUUUUCUCUGACCCCCUCCACAGGGGCUGUUGAGGAAGAUGAUGGAUUCGUGGAUAUCCUGGAGACUGACUUAAAGGAGAAUGAUGUAGUUCCCCCAGGCAUGGAGAGCCUCAUUAGUGCCCCACUGGUCAAGACCUCAGAAAAGGAGGAGGAACAGGACCUCAUCAUGUACAGCAAGUGCCAGCGGCUCUUCCGCUCUCCGUCCAUGCCCUGCAGUGUGAUCCGGCCCAUCCUCAAGAGGCUGGAGCGCCCGCAGGACCGGGAUCUGCCUGUACAGAACAAGCGGAGAAGGAGCGUGACCCCUCCAGAGGAGGAGCUGCGGGAGGCUGAGGAACCCAAAGCCCGCAUUCUCCGCUCAAAGUCUCUGUGUCAUGACGAGAUUGAGAAUAUCCUGGACAGUGACCACCGAGAACUGAUCGGGGAUUACUCCAAGGCCUUCCUCCUACAGACUGUGGAUGGAAAGCACCAAGACCUCAAGUACAUCUCACCAGAAACGGUGGUGGCUCUGCUGACAGGCAAGUUUAGCCACAUCGUGGAGAAGUUUGUGAUUGUCGACUGCAGAUACCCCUAUGAGUAUGAAGGCGGGCACAUCAAGACUGCUGUGAACCUGCCUCUGGAACGGGAUGCCGAGACCUUCCUGCUGCAGAGCCCCAUCACACCCUGCAACCUGGAUAAGAGAGUCAUCCUCAUUUUCCACUGUGAAUUUUCAUCUGAGCGGGGCCCCCGCAUGUGCCGUUUCAUCAGGGAACGAGACAGAGCCUCCAACGACUACCCCAGCCUCUACUAUCCUGAGAUGUAUAUCCUCAAAGGCGGCUACAAGGACUUCUUCCCACAGCACCCGACCUUCUGUGAGCCUCAAGACUACCGGCCCAUGAACCAUGAGGACUUCAAGGAUGAACUGAAGACCUUUCGCCUCAAGACACGCAGCUGGGCUGGCGAGCGGAGCCGGCGAGAGCUCUGCAGCCGCCUGCAGGACCAGUGA